CACUGCCAGACGUUAGAGGUUGUUUUCGUCGUAGUAGUUGUUAUCCACUUUGGUGUUUUUUUUUUAAAUAAAUAAAAAAAAAUAUUUAAAUUUGCACAAAUAAGAAAGCAAAAAAAAUAUAUAAAAUGAAUGCUUUAAAAAAGUUGCCUACACGUUUGAUCGCUAAUGCCUUGCGUCAACAACAAUGUGCUAUGUCCUCUGGCAAUCCCGGUACACCCACUCCUUUGACACUUCUUACCGAAGAUGAAAUAAUGAUGAAGGAAGCUGUUGCCAAAGUGGCCCAGGAACAAGUUGCUCCUUUGGUAAAGAAAAUGGAUGAUCAGCACAAAUUUGAGCCAUCCGUAGUCCAAGCUAUGUUCGAUAACGGUUUCAUGGGUAUUGAAAUCGAUACUGAAUUGGGCGGUAGUGGUUGCAAGUUCUUGACCACCAUCCUGACAGUUGAAGAACUCUCUAAGGUUGAUCCUUCUGUUGCUGCUUUGGUUGAUAUUCACAACACUUUGGUGAACUCUUUGAUCAUCAAAGUAGCCACUGAGGAACAGAAAAAGAAAUAUUUACCCAAAUUGGCUCAAGAAUAUCCUGGCAGUUUCGCUUUGACUGAACCCGGUUCCGGCUCCGAUGCCUUCUCUUUGAAGACUGUUGCCAAAAAAGAUGGCGACCAUUAUGUGAUCAAUGGUUCCAAGAUGUGGAUCUCAAACUCUGAUUUGGCCGGUGUGUUUGUGGUAUUUGCCAAUGCCAAGCCCGAAGACGGUUAUCGCGGCAUCACCACCUUCUUCGUCGAUCGUGAUACACCUGGUCUGAUUAUCAACAAACCUGAAGAUAAAUUGGGCAUCCGUGCUUCCGGUACAUGCAUGCUUACCUUCGAUAAUGUUCGUAUUCCUGAAGAAAACUUGUUGGGUACCUUUGGCCAUGGCUACAAAUACGCUGCUGGAUUCUUAAAUGAAGGCCGUAUUGGUAUUGCUUCUCAGAUGAUUGGUUUGGCUCAAGGUUGUUUCGACCACACAAUGCCCUACUUGAUGGAACGUAAACAAUUCGGCUCUGAAAUCUACAACUUCCAAUCUAUGCAACAUCAAAUUGCCACCAUUGCCACAGAAAUUGAAGCUGCUCGUUUAUUGACCUACAAUGCUGCCCGUAUGGUCGAACAUGGUAUCCCAUUCGUUAAGGAGGCCGCCAUGGCUAAAUAUUAUGCUUCCGAGGUAGCUCAACGUGCCGCCAUCAAAUGCAUUGACUGGAUGGGUGGCGUUGGUUUCACUCGUGACUUCCCUCAAGAGAAAUACUACCGUGAUGUUAAGAUCGGUGCCAUCUAUGAAGGAACAACCAACAUGCAACUCAGCACCAUUGCCAAGUUGAUAAAGAAGGAUUACUCUUCUUAAGCAACGCUACUAACAAUUUCAAACUCAUUCUCGGUUCUACGCACCGGAAUGAUCCGAGUUCACUCGGCCUGGGCUGUCAAGUAAUUGACAGUGUCAAUUCAGAAAUCACUAUCACUGCACAACAAUAAAUAACAGUGAUAACAACUGUAAAUACUAGUUUUAACAACAAAAACAAAACAUUUGUUUUUCAAUUGUUGCAAAUUUUCAUCAUCGUAACAGAUACCAAGAGUGCAUUUAUUUUAAGUCAUUCGAUGAAAUAUACAUAACAUUUCAGUUGAAUGAUUUAUUUUUUUGUUUUUAUUAAUUUUAUAUGAAAUAGAAAUAUUUUGUAAUAUUUAAAAUUUAUAAAUAAUAGAUUUAUGUAUAAAUACAAUAAUACAAAAACAAUUAAUAUUUUUAAUAAAUUUAUUGAUAUAUUUUUUAAAAUUUAAAAGAGAA
Molecule: messenger RNA, 1808 nt
Organism: Calliphora vicina (urban bluebottle blowfly)
Lineage: Eukaryota; Metazoa; Arthropoda; Insecta; Diptera; Calliphoridae
Product: short/branched chain specific acyl-CoA dehydrogenase, mitochondrial
Exons: 4
Coding region: 126-1370 (414 amino acids)
Cellular component (GO): mitochondrion
Molecular function (GO): flavin adenine dinucleotide binding; acyl-CoA dehydrogenase activity
Source: RefSeq, a predicted model, not a curated record